Papilio polytes (common Mormon) is the source of this 1425-nucleotide messenger RNA. RefSeq names its product high mobility group protein D (gene HmgD). Bases 16 to 570 code for a protein of 184 amino acids. Lineage: Eukaryota; Metazoa; Arthropoda; Insecta; Lepidoptera; Papilionidae. Gene Ontology annotation, molecular function: transcription cis-regulatory region binding. The record is from RefSeq and is a predicted model, not a curated record. The transcript is spliced from 4 exons.
UUACAGUUGGCGGCAAUGAACGCGUUAGCCAAUCACGUUCAACGUAGAUGGCGCUCAUGUGCCGACGCGAGACGACCCAAGCUAGCUAGCACUGGGAACAUUGCUUCGAGCUCCAUACAUUUUCUUCUGGUUCUCUACGUCUGCAGUUUGGUUGUGUACCAGUUCAAAAAUUAUUUCAAAAUUUUUGCCAUCAGGAAAAAAGUUAAAAUGACGGACAAGCCUAAGCGUCCAAUGUCUGCAUACAUGUUAUGGCUAAAUAGUGCAAGAGAACAGAUAAAAGCAGAUAAUCCGGGACUCAAAGUCACUGAAAUAGCCAAAAAGGGAGGAGAAAUAUGGAGGUCAAUGGAAGAUAAAAGUGUUUGGGAGGCAAAGGCUGCCAAAGCAAAAGAGCAAUACACGAAAGAUCUGGAAUCAUACAAUGCCAAUGGAGGUGGUGGUGAAGGUGGCGGUAAAAAGGCACAGAAGAGAGGAAAGAAGGGCAAGAAAGCUGCCGCACCUGCUAAAUCUAAGAAGAAGAAGGAAGAGUCUGAAGAAGAGGAGGGUGAGGAAGAAGAAGAGGAAAGCGAUUGAUCUCCCAACUCAAAUGGCAUUUCUGUUCAUAUUGAAUAAUUUUCUUAAACUUAAUUUAUUACAAAUUAAACAAAAAAGGACUGACUUUCCAAUAUCUGUAUGAAUUACCAUUUUAUAUAAGUAUAUUUCUUAAUUAUUUUCUAAUUUUUCUGAACGCAAAAGUUAUGAUUUAUUUGGUCAAUUUUUUUAAAUUUCUGAUUAUUUUGUAAUGUAAUUUUUUUGUUAUAUAAUAAUAUAGUGAUUACAUUUUGUGUGCAGAGUUGGAAAGUUCCACCGCAGGCUAAGGUCUAGAUUGCUAAGCCUCAAAAAAAAUAAUGUUUAAGUGUUAAGCAUGUAUACAUCGGGGAAUUGUACAGUUAGCCUCCCUCGUUAAGUUCGCUGACACCUGGAUGCUCAUUUUAAGUACCUUGUCUGGUUUUAUCAAAACUUUUAUGUCGGCAUCAUUCUGUCUUGUGUUAAAAGCUGUGCUUUUUAAAUUGUUUGCCAUAACUGUAAUCUUCCGUAGGUCAUUUUCGUUUACGACAUAAGAGUUUUGAUUGAUCUUUUUAUCCUUAUGUAAAAUUAGAGACGAUUUCAUGAUGUGAAUGGCUUAUUGUUAAUUGAACCUACCUCUUGUCGUAAAUUUCAAUGGUACCAAACCUUAAUUUAAGACACCGCGAGAAUACAUUCUCGUAUCUCAUUCAACAAUUUAAAUAAUUUAGGAAAUUGAUGUAUGUUGUAUUUUAAGUUAGUUAUAGGUAGGUUUUCAAUGUGAUUAGUCUCUUAAAUUUUACAUUUGUGUUAUAUAAAUGAGAAUUAGCAUUCCUCAUGUCAAUACGGAUUUUACAUGUUCAAUAAAGUAAUUUCAUAUAAAAA